Molecule: messenger RNA, 2291 nt
Organism: Momordica charantia (bitter melon)
Lineage: Eukaryota; Viridiplantae; Streptophyta; Magnoliopsida; Cucurbitales; Cucurbitaceae
Gene: ZDS
Product: zeta-carotene desaturase
Biological process (GO): carotene biosynthetic process; carotenoid biosynthetic process
Cellular component (GO): chloroplast
Molecular function (GO): 9,9'-di-cis-zeta-carotene desaturase activity
Source: RefSeq, a predicted model, not a curated record
GAGUCCCUCGUUUGGUGGCGCAUUAUCGUUAGCGGAACCACUUCCUUUCCCCGCGCGUCUCUAUCUCUUUCUCACAGUCUCCCGCACACUUCUUUUUCUUUCUUUUUUUAAGUCUCAAAACCCAUUACCAGAACCACUUUUGGCAACAACACUCGUACCCACACUCAACCCAACUUUGCUGCUUCUUAAUCCUCAGUUACAGGACAAAAUUCUCACCCAACGCAUCUCCAUCCCCCGGAUACUCUCUUUCCAUCGGAUUCAGCCUUAAAAAAACAACCCCAAUUCCCCCUUUUCCACAACGGGUGCCUUUGAUUUUGUAAAAUUCAGCCCCCGAAAGCUCAAUUUCCGCCCCUUUUCAUCUUCGUUUCUUCGACUAUGGCUUCUGGGGUUCUGUUUCCUUCUGUUCCCUUUACGGGAAAGCGCGGUUUUGGACUUCCUGGUCGUGGGUCCGUCACGGUGACUCUCCUCAACAGCCCAAGAUUCUUGGUUCGCUCGUCCUUGGACAAGGAUGUUUCUGAUAUGAGUGUUAAUGCUCCCAAAGGACUGUUUCCCCCCGAACCUGAACGAUAUCGGGGACCCAAAUUGAAAGUUGCUAUUAUUGGAGCUGGGCUUGCGGGAAUGUCCACCGCUGUUGAACUUCUGGAUCAAGGCCAUGAGGUUGAUAUAUAUGAAUCAAGGACCUUCAUUGGUGGUAAAGUGGGAUCAUUUGUCGAUAAACGUGGAAAUCACAUUGAAAUGGGACUACAUGUAUUCUUUGGUUGUUACAACAAUCUUUUUCGCUUAAUGAAAAAGGUUGGCGCGGACCAAAACCUACUUGUGAAGGAUCAUACUCAUACUUUUGUAAAUAAGGGAGGUGAAAUUGGAGAACUUGAUUUCCGCUUUCCCAUUGGAGCUCCAAUACAUGGAAUUCUUGCUUUCUUGGCCACAAAUCAGCUCAAUACGUAUGAUAAAGCAAGAAAUGCUGUGGCUCUCGCCCUUAGUCCAGUUGUCAAGGCUCUUGUUAAUCCAGAUGGAGCAAUGAAGGAUAUCCGAGAUUUGGAUAGUAUAAGUUUUUCAGAAUGGUUCUUGUCGAAAGGUGGCACACGUGGCAGUAUACAGAGAAUGUGGGAUCCGGUUGCAUAUGCUCUUGGAUUUAUUGAUUGUGACAACAUCAGUGCCCGUUGUAUGCUUACUAUUUUCUCGUUGUUUGCUACUAAGACUGAGGCUUCUCUAUUACGCAUGCUGAAAGGUUCUCCAGACGUUUUCUUAAGUGGUCCCAUAAGAAAGUAUAUCACAGAUAGAGGGGGCAGAUUCCAUCUAAGGUGGGGAUGUAGAGAGGUACUUUAUGACAAAUUUGCAGAUGGAGAAACUUAUGUAGCAGGACUGGCCAUGUCUAAGGCCACAAAUAAGAAAAUUGUGACAGCUGAUGCUUAUGUUGCAGCAUGUGAUGUCCCUGGAAUCAAAAGACUGAUCCCACCACAAUGGAGAGAAUGGGAGUUCUUUGAUAAUAUUUAUAAGCUAGUCGGAGUUCCUGUUGUCACUGUCCAACUUCGAUACAACGGAUGGGUGACCGAGCUGCAAGAUCUAGAACGUUCGAGGCAGUCAAGGAAAGCUGUGGGGUUGGAUAAUCUUCUGUACACACCAGAUGCAGAUUUCUCUUGCUUUGCAGAUCUAGCGCUUACCUCCCCCGAGGAUUACUACGUUGAGGGACAAGGAUCGUUGCUGCAAUGUGUCCUGACGCCUGGGGAUCCGUACAUGCCAUUGGUAAAUGAUGAGAUUGUAGCAAGAGUGGCGAAACAGGUCUUGGCUUUAUUCCCAUCGUCGCAAGGUCUCGAAGUUACAUGGUCAUCAGUUGUCAAAAUCGGACAGUCUCUAUACCGCGAGGCACCCGGUAGAGAUCCAUUUCGACCAGAUCAGAAGACGCCGAUUAAAAACUUCUUCCUUUCUGGAUCGUACACAAAACAGGAUUACAUAGACAGCAUGGAAGGAGCAACUUUAUCAGGGAGGCAAGCUUGUGCAUAUAUAUGUGAUGCUGGUGAAGAAUUGCUGAGGCUAAGACAGAAGAUUGCUUCCAUUGAUUAUUCUGAAGCUCCCAAAAUAAGUGAUGAGCUAACUCUAGUUUAGCAUUAGCUCAUCAUCAUCCCAAUUACUUUUGUAUGCUCUAAAAAUAUAUGUAUAAUGUAUUAUGUAAUGUCACACCAUAGUCAAAUUCUAAUCCCCCUCUUAAUGCCAUUCAUACCAUUCACCCUCUCUCUUAUCUCUAAUUGCAAAUUGCUUAUUACUAAUGUAAUUGCAAUGUCCAUUCUUUUGAA